Messenger RNA from Aureobasidium uvarum, 972 nucleotides. The record is from the annotation of a GenBank genome assembly. NCBI's taxonomy places the organism in Eukaryota, Fungi, Ascomycota, Dothideomycetes, Dothideales, Saccotheciaceae.
AUGCUGACCUCGGCAGUNGUCAAGAACAAGAUGGCUCAAGGUGACGGCAUGUCUUAUGCUGAAUUUACUUACCCUUUGCUGCAAGCCUACGAUUGGUGGCAUCUGUAUCAAUCUGGCGUCCAAGUCCAGAUCGGUGGCUCUGAUCAAUACGGCAACAUUGUCGCUGGUAUCGACCUCAUCAAGCACUUGACUCCAAGACCAUCAACAUCACCUGAGACCAAGCGAUUGUCAGGUCCUUUCGGUUUAACCGUGCCUCUCCUGACCACUGCAGCUGGCGCCAAAUUUGGUAAAAGCGCUGGAAACGCCAUCUGGCUUGACAAAACCAUGACCAGCCCCUUUGAGCUCUACGGUUUUCUCGUCGGCUCUGCCGAUGCCGACGUCGAGCGUUACCUCAAACUCUUCACCUUCCUGCCCCUCCACCACAUCUCUGCCGUCAUGGCCGAACACAACGCCGACCCCAGCCAACGCAAAGCCCAACAUCUUUUAGCCCGUGAAGUCGUCGAUCUCGUUCACGGCUCGCAAGAAGCCGAGAACACACAAAAUCAGCACAAGCUCUCCCGCCGCCCAGAUCUCCAGACCUUGCAGGCUGAAGCAGAGAACAACAAAGAAGGUCUCAAUCGUGUGUACCUGCCUCACAGCCUUGUUCACAACAAACCUCCAGCACGAAUCUUGUAUCACGCAGGUUUGGCAAAGAGCAACAGCGACGGCACCCGCAUGGUUAACUCUGGUGGUGCGUACAUUGGCAGUCAAUCCGACGAGAGCACCUCCGAGCUCAAAUUCCGUUCUCUCAAGGGCAUCACUGCUUCCACAAUCACAGAAAUGAUGGAGCAGAGUAAUGUACUUGUGCUUCGAACAGGCAAGUGGAAUGUCAAGCUCGUUGAAGUCAUCAGCGAUGUCGAGUAUGAGCAGAAGGGUCUCAAUGCCCCCGGUUGGGAAGAAGUCAAGGCUCCAAAGGACGAAGUGCCUUCUUAG